Molecule: messenger RNA, 621 nt
Organism: Penicillium paradoxum
Lineage: Eukaryota; Fungi; Ascomycota; Eurotiomycetes; Eurotiales; Aspergillaceae
Product: GNAT family N-acetyltransferase
Exons: 2
Coding region: 1-621 (206 amino acids)
Molecular function (GO): acyltransferase activity, transferring groups other than amino-acyl groups
Source: RefSeq, a predicted model, not a curated record
AUGUCUUUGGAUGUCCACCCCGCGUCCCCUUCCGACGCGUCCGAACUUACGCAAUUGUUCUACGCCACCUUCGUUGGCCCCGUGAACGAAACCAUGUUCCCACGAACACCGGACGUGACGGAAUGGUGGGAAUAUCAUUUCCAUAGAGACAUUACGCGGUCACUCGCCGGCGAGAUCCCCGAGAUAUUCUUCAAAGUGACAGAAGGGUCAAAAGACGGCAAGAUUGUCGCGUUCGCGAAAUGGAAGCGUCCCGUGUCUGCAGAUCGCGAUCAGCACGAGAAAAAAGAGCCAAUGGUGUGGCCCGUGAGUAGCGAUAAGAAGCUUUGCGAUCACUUUGUGUAUGGCAUGGAGGAACAGCAUCACGAAUUGAUGGGCGAGAGGCCUCAUUAUUAUCUGGAUAUGCUCGGUGUUCACCCUGCCUACAAUGGCAAAGGAUUGGGAACGAGGCUUCUGAAGUGGGGUAUUGAGCGUGCUGAUGCUCAGGGUGUGGAGACUUACCUGUCGGCAUCUCCAGCGGGCAAACCUUUGUAUGAGAAGUACGGAUUCCGCGGUGUUGAUAUCUUUUCGCCGUAUCCUGAUUACGUGCAAACGGCAAUGAUACGCGCGCCUACCAAACCCUGA